This is a messenger RNA of Striga asiatica, 1146 nucleotides long. The record is from the annotation of a GenBank genome assembly. Lineage: Eukaryota; Viridiplantae; Streptophyta; Magnoliopsida; Lamiales; Orobanchaceae.
CUGGUGCAAAUGUUGAUAAACACUUUAGGGACUUCUAGAUGCAGUGUUGCUUAUCUCGGCCAAGUGAGAGAGCCGCAUAUAGCUGUCGAGGCUGGGAAAUCAUGCCUUUGUUCUUCUCGUGGAAGAAUUUUUUCAUUUGGAGGUCUGUGUGAUGUUUCUCAACGUGGAAGGUUGAGGGCUCAAGCUAGUUGGCUGUUUAAAGGUAGUGAUGAAGGGUCGGAAUUGGACCCUAGUUGUGAGCACAGUGAAAGUGUCAAUGAGGAUAUUCUGAUGUUUUUCUUUGAGCUGGAUUUGGCAACACGAGUACAGUAUGCUCUGAAUCUGGAGGAGUAUGACAUUGCUAAGCAACUGAGGAACAAGCUGAAUGAGAACGCUAUUCAGAGUGAGAAUUACAGUUUGGCUGCCGAGAUAAGGGAUCAAAUAUCAAAACUGGAAGCUAAGUCUUUAUCUGCAUCGGUAAAAGCUCAAGCAUUUGAAAAGGCACAGUAUGCUUUCCGUUUGGGCCAGAAAGUGAAACACAAGAUAUUUGGAUAUCGAGCUGUCAUUUGUGGAAUGGAUCCAGUAUGCUGCGAGUCAAAGUCUUGGAUUGAUGGUGCAAAUGUUGAAAAGUUGACUCGUGGUCCUGAUCAACCCUUUUAUCAGGUGUUGGUUGACAUGCAUGAAGACCCCAACCUUCUAGUAGCAUAUGUCCCUGAAGAGAAUCUGUUGGUUGCCGACCAACAAGACACGGAUAGGUUUGAUCACCCGUAUGCUUCCUUCUUGUUUUACGGUAUGGAUGGUGCUGGGGAUUUCAUCCCUAUCAGGCAGCUUCGGGAGAAGUACAACCAGCCUCGGCAUGAGCUACCGUACGACCCAAAAGAUGCGAAAGAAACAUAGAUUCUUUGUUACCUUUUACUUUUGUUUUUUUCACGGAAUGCACUUUUUUUAUUAAAGCGUUGGGGAUUAUAUGGUGCAUCAUCGUAAGUGACGGGAAUCUGAUUUGUGUUAUAUUAAUGGAGUUCGAUUUUACGUCCAGACAUGUGAAUAUGUGAUGAGGCUUUUGUGUGCAUGCAGAUAUUUGGUCGUUUGUUUAUGGAAAGAGUAGUUGUUAACGAGACAAACUCGGCUCACCUAAUUUUUAUAGAAUUUUUUAUAGCUCCAGCUCGG